Durio zibethinus is the source of this 1630-nucleotide messenger RNA. Its product is annotated as casein kinase II subunit alpha-like. Gene Ontology annotation, cellular component: cytosol; protein kinase CK2 complex; nucleus. Gene Ontology annotation, molecular function: protein serine/threonine kinase activity; ATP binding. The record is from RefSeq and is a predicted model, not a curated record. Gene Ontology annotation, biological process: peptidyl-serine phosphorylation; regulation of cell cycle; peptidyl-threonine phosphorylation. Lineage: Eukaryota; Viridiplantae; Streptophyta; Magnoliopsida; Malvales; Malvaceae.
AAGGAAAAAAAAGUUUUUUGAUAGCGGGCAGCGGCUAGAAACCUCCCCUUCUUUCUUGUGAGGAGCCAAGCUGUAAAUGGCCAUAAGGCCCUCUAAUUUCACAACAAUCUCUCUUCGCCGCCACCGCCAACGCCACCGUCUCCAACUCUCUCUCCUCUUCUUCCCUUUGCCUUCCUCAUCCUUAUCUCCCCUUUCCUUCCUCCGUGGAAUCGCCUCAAAAACCUUUUCCUCUCCCUUAUCUCAACAACAACAACAACAACAGAAAAAAGGCUUUUGGUUAAAGGAGCUAAAAGAAGCCGAAACCCUGGCUCAAAAGAUAGGAAAAUCUAUUAGGCGCCCUGGCGCUCCUUCUAAGUCUAGGGUUUACGACGAUAUCAACGUUAUUCGUCCUAAAGAAUAUUGGGAGUACGAGUCCCUCACUGUCCAAUGGGGCAGGGAACAGGAUGAUUACGAGGUGGUAAGGAAAGUUGGGAGAGGGAAGUACAGUGAGGUUUUCGAGGGGGUUCAUUGUACUGAUAAUGAGAAAUGUAUUAUCAAGAUUCUCAAACCGGUCAAGAAGAAGAAGAUUAAGAGGGAGAUUAAAAUACUGCAGAAUCUUUGUGGAGGGCCGAAUAUUGUGAAGUUGCUGGAUAUAGUUAGGGAUCAGCAAUCGAAGACUCCAAGUCUUAUAUUUGAAUAUGUGAAUAAUACGGAUUUUAAAGUGCUUUAUCCGACUCUGUCUGAUUAUGAUAUUCGAUAUUAUAUCUAUGAACUUCUGAAGGCAUUGGAAUACUGCCACUCACAAGGUAUCAUGCAUCGAGAUGUGAAGCCACAUAAUGUAAUGAUUGAUCAUGAGCAGAAGAAACUUCGUCUUAUUGAUUGGGGCCUUGCAGAGUUUUAUCAUCCAGAGAAAGAAUACAAUGUUCGUGUUGCUUCAAGAUAUUUUAAAGGUCCUGAGCUUCUUGUCGAUUUGCAAGACUAUGAUUAUUCUUUAGACCUGUGGAGCCUUGGUUGUAUGUUUGCUGGAAUGAUAUUCAGAAAGGAGCCAUUCUUCUAUGGGCAUGAUAAUUAUGAUCAACUGGUCAAGAUAGCCAAGGUUCUUGGGACAGAUGAAUUAAAUGCUUGUCUGAACAAGUACCGCAUAGAAUUGGAUCCACAUCUUGCGGCCCUUGUUGGGAGGCAUAGUCGCAAACCUUGGACAAAGUUCAUUAAUGUUGAGAAUCAACAUCUGGCAGUACCUGAGGCCGUCGACUUCCUUGAUAAGUUGCUAAGAUAUGAUCAUCAAGAAAGGCCAACUGCAAAAGAAGCAAUGGCGCAUCCUUAUUUUUCUUCAAUUAGAAACGCAGAAAGCAGCAGAACUCGUACCUAGCGUAUGCCAAAUUCAUGUACCGUCAAGACAUGGGCGUCUUCAUCGUCAUUGUGCUUGGUUGGGUGGAGAGUCCAGCCUAUGUAGUCUGACCGAAGAUUAUUUGUAUGAGACGUGGUUUAGCUUGCAGUUAAGAAGUCAUUCAUUGUUUCUCUGAUUUUUCUGUCUACCCGAAGGGAAAUUUUAGUUUAUUCUGACUUUCACAUUUUUCCUAAUAUUGGCUGAUAAUCGUGUGUUCUUCACAUGAGAACAAUUCCUAAGGCGUAUCAUGCUUUUAUUUGUUUA